AUGUGGGCGCUAAAUAAGUUGAAUUUGGAUUGGGGCGCCGCAUCGAGUCAAAGAGUGAAUGACAUGAAUGAGCUUGACGAGUUUCGUCUAAAAGCAUAUGAAAGUUCAGCCUUCUACAAGGAGACGAUCAAGAAGUAUCACGAUCAGAAGAUAGAAAAGCGUGAAUUUAUUAUGGGUGAUCUGGUGCUUCUAUUAAACUUAAGGCUGCGAUUGUUUCCUGGCAACCUCAAGUCCAAGUGGACUAAGCUAUUCCGAGUCACUCAAGUGUUCCCACAUGGAGCGGUCGAGCUCGAGAACAAGGAAGGAAUAAGGUUUAAGGUGAACAGGCAAAGGAUCAAAGUCUACAUGGGGAAAUUGGAGAGUGUGAAAGAGGUGAUAAAGGCCUAUUAUCUUGAUGAAGUCUAA
Messenger RNA from Solanum verrucosum, 405 nucleotides. RefSeq lists its product as uncharacterized. The record is from RefSeq and is a predicted model, not a curated record. The transcript has a single exon. NCBI's taxonomy places the organism in Eukaryota, Viridiplantae, Streptophyta, Magnoliopsida, Solanales, Solanaceae. Bases 1 to 405 code for a protein of 134 amino acids.